This is a messenger RNA of Closterium sp. NIES-65, 1701 nucleotides long. Lineage: Eukaryota; Viridiplantae; Streptophyta; Zygnematophyceae; Desmidiales; Closteriaceae. The record is from the annotation of a GenBank genome assembly.
AUGGCUACCCCUAGUGUCCUCGCUUUUGACGCUGAGGGUCGAGCCAUUGACUUUGAGGUCUGGGUCGACGACUUGCAGCUGUUUUUACAGUGCGAUAGGGCGGACGGUCUUUCUCUCUUUGACCUCACCUCUGGCGCCUCUCCUGCCCCUGCUGCUGAUGCUGACCCCACUGUUCGCUCUCAGUGGGCCACCCGCGAUGCUACUGCACGUCUUGCUGUGCGUCGCCACCUCCCUACCACAGAGCGCGCGCACUUUAGUCAGUACAAGAGUGCUCAGACCUUGUACGACGCUGUAGUUGCGCGCUACUCUUCCCCUGCCACUGCUGCACUGAGCCGCCUCAUGCUACCGUACCUCUUUCCUGACCUUGCUUCCUUUCCCACAGUCGCUGACCUCAUCACGCACCUCCGCACUAGUGACACUCGCUACCGCGCCGCGCUUCCUUCUGAGGACCACUUCCUCUCAGUCUGUCCCACCACUCUCACUGUUGACCUCCUCGAGAAGGCCCUCCUGGCAGCGGAGAAGAGCAUCGUCGCUGUAGGAGCUUCUCGUGGUGACCCUCGCACCCCCAUAUUUGAGGGGUGUUCUCCUUCCCCCCUGCAGCCCUCUGUUGCCUCUGCUGCUGCCGCCGACCUGCUUGGCCUUGAGUCGGUUGGCGCGGCGUCUGCCCCUAGCGGGAGACGCCGCCCUGGCAAGGGCAAGGGGGGCAAGGGCGCGGGUGGAGCUGGCGGGGGCGGUGGAGGUGGCGGUGGAGCGGGCGGAGGGAGUGGGGGUGGCGGUGGGAGUGGUGGCGGGGGUGGCGGUGGUGGUGGCAGCAGCGGAGGCGGAGGCGGUGGCGGCGGCGGUGGUGGCGGAGGCGGAGGCGGCGGUGGUGGCGGAGGUGGAGGCAGUGGUGGCGGAGGGGGUGGAGCUGGUUGGGGUGGUGCCCCGCAGCGGAGCGGCUCUGAUGGUGCUAUCUUUGAUCUUGACUUUGAUGCUAUCCUUGCUGCCAUGUAUGCUGUGACUAUUAGUGAUGAGGGUGACUGUUACCGGUGUUUCCCGCCCGACCCGGGCAUUGGUACUGCUGCGCUAGGUGCUUGUGAGGCUGCUGCUCUAGGUGCCAGUGCGUCUGCGCUCUCAGGUACUGGUGAGGCUGCGCUCUCAGGUACUGCGUCGGCUUCGGCCUCCCUCACCUUCACACUUGACUCCGGGGCUUCUCGCUCCUUCUUUCGAGACCGCACCACACUCACGCCGCUUGGUCGGCCGGUUGCAGUCUCCCUGGCGGACCCCUCUGGGGGUCCUGUCCUCUCUUACUUCUCCACUGUCCUCCCGUGUCCGGCUGCCCCCUCGGGCACUCUGUCUGGUCUGUACCUCCCCUCGUUCUCGACGAACUUGGUGAGUGGUGCUGACCUACAGGAUGCGGGGGCUCACCAGUUUACUCCUGCGAGUCAGCGGGUGACCCACUGCUCGGACGCCCGCACAGGCCGACACCUGGCCACGUUCUCGCGUCGGCCCGGGUCGAGUCUCUACACCCUGACCACUGAGUCUCCUCCUGUCCCUGCGUCUGGCCAGGUAGCUGCGUCGGGUCAGGUGUUUGGUGCUGCGUCUCGGUCUGGUCCUGAGUCUGCCCCCUGUUCGUCUCGCCUCCUGUCUCACGAGACUCUCCUGUGGCACCACCGUCUGGGCCACCCCUCCUUGCCGGGUCUUCGAGGUCAGUGCACGUGA